Musca domestica (house fly) is the source of this 2241-nucleotide messenger RNA. RefSeq lists its product as uncharacterized. Lineage: Eukaryota; Metazoa; Arthropoda; Insecta; Diptera; Muscidae. The coding region runs from base 98 to 2191 and encodes 697 amino acids. Gene Ontology annotation, molecular function: zinc ion binding; N-acetylmuramoyl-L-alanine amidase activity. Gene Ontology annotation, biological process: peptidoglycan catabolic process. The transcript has 12 exons. The record is from RefSeq and is a predicted model, not a curated record.
UAUGAUUCAGCCAACAAAGGAAAUCAGUUUAUCAUAGAAGAAAAUACGGAUUAGAGCUGAAUUUGUUUCUGAAUUAAAAUCGCCAAGUUUAUUUAAAAUGCAGUCUUACAGUUCCCAAGAGACAUUACCCAUAAGUUUAGAAAAUACAAGAAAAUGGCUUGAAAAUAGUCAUGUACAAAGCGAUAUUGAUACAGAGUCGUUUGUAGAUUCUAUAGAAGAGACCAGCGUUUGCGAAUCAACAACCACCGUAGAUGAGGAUGAAAAUUACAACAAUAUUUCAGAAUUACUUGAAAGUGAUAAUAUAACAAGUCUGAAUAACCUCUUAAGUCAAUUGCCGUCUCCAGUUUUUGGUGAUAUUAGCAUAAAUAAUUCUUCCAAUGUGGUUGUUGGUAAUAUAGUUAAGAUUAAAGGUGAUCUCAUAUUAAAAGUUCACAACAAAAAUGAAAUAUGUGGAGAAUCUAAAUCCAAGGAAAUAGCAAAUAAAAUAGGGGAAACGAAGGAUAAGAAUAUUAUUCUAAAAACUCCGAAAAACCCUGAAACGCCACAACUAAUAACAUCCCGAGACCGCUGGUCAGCUAUUGAGCCCUUAGAAGAAUACCUAAGCUUAGAAGAACCAACCGAAUUUGUAAUAAUUUCUCACACUGCUUCAAAUAGUUCUAAUGAUAAGUUAACAAAUAUUAAUAUCAUUCAAGGCAUACAGGCUUAUCAUAUUGGGAGCCAAGAUUUUGGCGAUAUAGGAUAUAAUUUUCUAAUUGGAUGCGAUGGAAAUAUCUAUGAAGGACGGGGUUGGGGUGUCGUCGGUGCACAUACAUAUGGAUAUAACAGAAAAUCGAUUGGCAUAGCAUUCAUUGGGAAUUUUAUGCUUAAAUUGCCCAGCGAAAAGGCUUUGCAGGCAUGCAAGAAAUUAUUAGAAAUAGGCGUUGACGAGGGACAUUUGUCGAAGGACUUCAAAUUAAUGGGUCACAAACAAUGCAUCUGUUCGGAAAGCCCUGGAAGGCAAUUAUUUGCGGAGAUAAAAAACUGGGAACAUUUUUAUGAUGAAAAUAAACAAAAAGAAAAACAAAGUGUGGAAGAAAUUUCACUAUUCAUAAGAAAAUCGCACAAUACUGUAACCAUGAAUGCCAAUGAUCGUCUGCGAAUUAAUGAGGAGAAAACCAGGAAUUGGCUGAAUUCUCUAAACCUGGAAGAUUUAGACUCAGUUGAUGAUUCGACCGUUGAAUCUAGUGUUAUUGAUUCCAGCGACUCGGAUUCAGAAUCAGGCGAAGAGCAUGCCCUCGGCACACGGAUCCCAGGCCAAAUAAUAGAAUCCGAUGAUAGAGAAUAUAGAGAUAUAACCCAGCUAAGCACAACAUGUCCAGAUCUAAGGCAAUUAAGUGAAAUUGUAAGCAAUAUGCCACAACAAAAUUUUGGCAAUUUCAGUAUUUCAAAUUCGAGUAAUGUUAUAAUGGGACAUGUUAUCAAAAUCAAUGGCAAUAUUAUAAUUAAUAAAGAUGGUAAUGAAAGUGAGUGUACACAUGACACAUCUGAAAAUCUGGAUGAGGAUAAGUCAGAUAUAAAACAAGAAAGAAAGCACGCAACACCAAAGAAACCACCAGUCUAUAGACCUGCUUGUCAAAUAAUUCCAAGAGCACGGUGGCUUGCAAUGGAUCCUAUUAAUGAGUACAGUCCUAUAGAUGUACCAACAGAUUUAGUAAUUAUUUCCCACACUGCCACCAGUGACUCUACAGAACAAGCAAAAAAUAUUGGUAUAAUUCGUGAUAUACAGACUUUUCACAUUGAAACCCGAGGAUGGGACGAUAUUGGUUAUAACUUUUUAAUUGGCUGUGAUGGUAACGUGUAUGAGGGACGGGGAUGGGGUGUGGAGGGAGCGCAUACUUUUAGCUAUAAUAGAUAUUCAAUUGGAAUAUCCUUCGUUGGAACUUUUAUGUAUAAGCUUCCACCACCACGAGCAUUGACUGCGUGCAAGAACUUACUUAAAAGAGGUGUCGAUGAAGGUCAUUUAACGCCAAAUUUCAAACUCAUGGCACAUAGACAAUUUAUGAGCACCGCUAGCCCUGGUGGCAAGUUGUACGAGGAACUAAAGACUUGGGAUCAUUUUUACGAACCCCCCUCAGGUGAAAUUGAUGAGAAUUUUUCUCAGACCCUUAAACGAAAUCAAAGUACCACAGAGGACACAACGAAUUUAAAAUGACAGUUUUUUUUUGAAAGUAAUUUAAGAAUAAUUAAAUUAAUGGAUAUGUA